This is a messenger RNA of Salmo salar (Atlantic salmon), 3485 nucleotides long. RefSeq names its product calreticulin. NCBI's taxonomy places the organism in Eukaryota, Metazoa, Chordata, Actinopteri, Salmoniformes, Salmonidae. Gene Ontology annotation, biological process: ERAD pathway; protein folding. Gene Ontology annotation, cellular component: endoplasmic reticulum; endoplasmic reticulum membrane. Gene Ontology annotation, molecular function: calcium ion binding. The record is from RefSeq and is a predicted model, not a curated record.
UUCUGAAAUUCUUUUCCGCGCUGAACUCAGCAGUCGAAAUGUGGAGGUCAUAUUGUGCGCUUCAAAAAGUAACUAUUCGAUUGUUUUUACAAGGUAGUUUAACUUGAAAUGAGGAACUAUAUACAGGUAUCAAAUAAAAACGCCAACAUUUUGCUUGGUGGCCAGCUUUGCUAUUAGUAUUUCACUUGCGUGUAACGUUAAGUCAAGGUGCAUGCGUGGCCUGCCAUGUGUGCAUGAACUUGCUAACACGAACUACUAUAGCUUGGUUACAUCUUUCACACAACAGCCGACUUUAAUUCUACUUUACAUCAGAAUCAACACAUUUUUACUAUUUAAGUAAAUUGUCAGGAAUUUAAUCCGUGUCUGAUGUGAUGAAGAACAUGUUGGUAGGGACAUCUGAGACGCCUGAGGAAACGCCAACUUUACUGACAAGACAUGGAUUGGAUUUGAACUUUUCAUUCCACUAAGACUUUGUCUGUGAUAUCUAACCGUUCCUCUGUAAACUUUCAGAUUAUGAAGUACAACACACGUGAUCCUGGAUGACUAAUGUAUCUAAUGGUUUACAAUCAGAUUAACUUCUUGCUGAUCCUGUGAGAAACCAGGAGAUUGCUCAAUCCUGGUUUGCCUCCAGCUGGAGUGCCAUGGUCUGAACUUCCAGCCACAAUGAUCACCAUUGAUGGUGGUAUGCCUCAAGCUGGGGUCCCUUGGGUGGAACCUUUGUGACUCCUCAUGUAACAGUUGCUGGUAUGGCGAGAUAGGAAUGUGACUGAUCCUGGUUCUCGUUGUCAAAAUUUACGCAAGAUGGACCACAAGUAAAAGUUCAAGGGGGUGUUGGAAGACGAGAUGAAUGUGCAAUAAAUUCCCCCAACACGUGAGAAUCAACUGAGCGGUGUUUGGUCAGGAGGGUGUGCAGGAACUGCCAUUACCACUGACCUACAGUUGUCCUGAAGAAAGCAGUGCAUCACUGGCUUGAAUUUAUAAUUUAGCAAUUUGAUUGGAGAGAUGUCAAAAUAAACCUCAUUAAACUGUACAUGUGUUCUACUUUAGCUUGGUAAAUAAAACCAGUAAGUGUAACCUCAUUGUCCAGAACCAAUAAAAGGGAUUUGUACAUAAUCAAUCUAUGCCGUUUUUCAUAUUUGCUACAUUAACUAUUAGCUGAGGAUAUGACUUGAAGAUUGUUCCUAUAUAUCAACGGUGGGUGCAGUAUGAUGCUUCAGGCAAGCGAUAAUACCAUUUUCAGUCCUUUGACAAAUUUGUGUUGCUAAUUUCUUGAAUACAGUAUGGUACAUUAGCUGUACCACAGCAUCCAAGGGCUCAGCUUCCCUGUCAACCAAUGACAAUCGGACAUUUGUUCAGAGUAGACCGAUUGGCCAGACGGACAGGGAGUGGGGAAACUGCAUUUAGCAGGGUGGUCAACUAUCAUUUUAAAUUUAACAAGCCACGUCAUGCGAGGGUCGAUGCUAUUCAGUGCACUGAUUGCACUAGCCAGUGCCGAACCAUCGCUGUAUUUUAAAGAGCAGUUUGAAGAUGGGGAUGCUUGGACUACCCGGUGGGUUGAAUCCAGCCAUAGGUCUGACUACGGGAAAUUUGUCCUGACACCUGGGAAAUUCUAUGGAGAUCCAGAGAAAGACAAAGGUCUCCAGACCAGCCAGGAUGCCCGCUUCUACUCUUCUUCUGCUCGAUUUGAGCCCUUCAGCAACCAGGGCAAGACCCUGGUGAUCCAGUUCACUGUGAAGCACGAGCAGAACAUCGACUGUGGGGGAGGCUACAUCAAACUAUUCCCCGCUGACCUCGACCAGGCAGACAUGCAUGGAGACUCCAAAUACAACAUCAUGUUCGGUCCAGACAUCUGUGGCCCAGGUACCAAGAAAGUUCAUGUCAUUAUCAACUACAAGGGCAAGAAUCACCUCAUCAGCAAGGACGUCAGGUGCAAGGAUGAUGAGUACACUCAUCUGUACACUCUGAUCCUGAACCCUGACAACACGUACGAGGUGAAGAUUGACAACAAGAAAGUGGAGUCUGGAAGUCUGGAGGAGGACUGGGAUAUUUUGCCCCCUAAGAAGGUCAAGGACCCAGAGGCUGUGAAGCCAGACGACUGGGACGAGAGGGAGAGGGUGGAGGACCCCGACGAUAAGAAACCAGAGGACUGGGAUAGGCCAGAGAACAUUGCUGACCCUGACGCUAAGAAGCCUGAGGAUUGGGACAAUGAGAUGGACGGUGAAUGGGAGCCACCCAUGGUCUCCAACCCUGACUAUAAGGGUGAAUGGAAACCCCGGAAGAUCGAUAACCCUGACUACAAGGGCAAAUGGGUGCAUCCUGAGAUUGACAAUCCAGAAUACAGCGCAGACUCUGAAAUAUACAGAUUCGACAGCAUCGGCGUCAUUGGUCUGGACCUGUGGCAGGUGAAAUCUGGGACCAUCUUCGAUAACUUCCUGAUCACAGACGACGCUACGCUGGCAGAAGAGGUUGGCAAUGAGACCUGGGGUCAGACUAAGGAUCCAGAGAAAAAGAUGAAGGUGUCCCAGGAGGAACAGGAGAGGAAGAAACUAGAGGCGGAAGAGAUGGGGAGGAAAGAGCAGACAAAAGACGAGCCUGAAGAAGAGGAGGAGGAGGAAGAAGAAAAGGAGGAAGAGUUAGAGGACCGUGAAGAGGAAGAAGAAGGGACUGGAGCAGAGGAAGAAGAGGAGGAAACAGACUCUAUAAAGGAUGAACUUUAGAGGACUCUGACUUUCUCAUUGGGGUGAAUCUUCCUUUGAGCCUGAGAGGGAUUAUGCGUCAUUUCGCUUUACCAUCCAGUCAGUCAGGCCUCAAAGUAAUGUUGAGAGAAGGGGCGGUGAAGAAGUCAUUUAGGUUUUACUGCAAAAUCUUUGACAUUUUUUAUUUUAUGUUUUUUAUUUAUUAGAUAUUGAUUUUGACUCACUGGUUUAUCGCCUUAUUAACUAAGGCGGUAAACCAGUGAGUCAAAACGAACCUAUUUCUUGUAAGUAUGCUAUUAAUUGUCUGUUGCUCCACCAAAUAUCACAGAUGAUAAUUGAAUGAAGCUUGUGUGUUUUGUUUUCUUAAUUCACAUUGAGUGAAUAUGUACACCAUAUGAAUUCUACGCAACCUUGACAUGCAUAGCGAUAGUUUCCCAUUCAUUCAAUGUCCAUUUGCUAACUAAAUGCAGUCACAUACUGACAUAAUAUUAGGUAGAAGUAGCAUCUAUAACCUCACCAAGGCCAAAUUCAUUCACCAACCUCUAAUUCCAUUGACAUUCAGCCAUGAACUACUGUAGCCAAGUCAAACGUUUACUCCAUUGUGAGUUUUCACUGUUGUAUUUUGUCUCGCACAGUAACCUCAUACUUUUUAAUGUAGCCUAUUGCAUUUGUUCCCCCUUAUUGUUUUUGUAGAUAUUUGUAACCUUAUUUGGGAAAUUAUGACGAUUACAGAUAUUGUUGUGCAAAAAUACUGUAUAGUAGUAAAAAAAGAGGGUUGUUUGGAUUUUA